AUGGCCAGGUGGACCGGCCUGGAGAACGAGCCGCUGUUCCUGCCGGCGGUCGGCAACUUCAAGCAGGGUAUGGUAGUGUCGGUGCCAGUGCGGUCCUCGCAGCUGGCCCCGGGCACGAGCCUGGCGGACGUGCACGCGGCGCUCGAGAAGUACUACGCGGGCUCGCGCUUUGUCUCCGUGGCGCCGCUGGACGCCAGCGGCUCGCUGGAGCGCGGGGCCUUCCUGCGCCCCGACUCGGUGAACGACACCAACAGGCUCCGGAUCUUCUGCUUCGGCAACGAGGCGAAGGGCACGAUGUGCUUGUGCGCGCAACUGGACAACCUGGGCAAAGGCGCGAGCGGGGCGUGCGUGCAGAACCUUAACCUCGCCCUCGGAUUCGACCAGGCCCUGGGCCUGGAGUGA
This is a messenger RNA of Prorocentrum cordatum, 402 nucleotides long. The record is from the annotation of a GenBank genome assembly. Lineage: Eukaryota; Dinophyceae; Prorocentrales; Prorocentraceae.